AUGGAUCUAUCCGGCUUCGACCCGUCAACCAUGACCUACCUGGCCACGCAGAUGCAGCAUCCCAACGUCAAUGUGAACGUGGCUGGCAAUGCGGACCCCUUCCAGGAGAUGCUACUGCCCACCGACUAUGUCGACCAGCAGUCGACGUACGGUGGGUAUGCAGGGAGUGAGGAGCUGAACCUCCACGGCUUGCAUGCCCCUCCUCCGCCUCUCAAACGAUUCUCGAGUACCUACGAAGAUCCCUUCUCGGACGUAGUGAGCGCAUUCGAGCACCCGACCCAAAACGACUCCAACGAUGGAGAGACGCCCUCGAUCGACCGCGAUAACAAGCUGUUGAGCUUCACGCUACCCUCCUUCGACUAUGCCCUCCUCGAUUUCACCUACAGACGAACGACACUAUCCAUCCAAGCGCAGCUCCAUGGCAUGUUCUUCUUGGCCGAAUCGCCAUGGGCCACUGCAGGAGAUGCGCAGCCGCCGCCAUCAGAACUUACGUGCUAUCGACGGAAUCUGUUCCAGAUUACGGGAGAGAUCACGCUGCCUCGCACGCUGAGGUUCAUCAUGACAGACCAGGGAGAGCAGAUCCCGAUCAUCGGCCAGGAGUUAGUGUUGAACGCGACUGAGUCGACCGAGGGGAAUGCAGUGAAGAUUAUUUCGGUACCUUGGAAAACACCUGCAAAUCCCAAUGCACCUUUGCCAGAGGACAAAGUCGAGCGAGAGCCGCCCUCAAUACCGCUAGAUCUCAUGAAUGUGCAAGAGAUGAACACCGACUUUGCAACCUAUCCAUUUCAAUGGAAGCGAUUGCAGUUCAGAAUAGCAACAGCGAACAACGGGCGGAGAAAAGAGCUGCAGCAACACUUUGUGGUGAGACUUAAGGUCCUUGCGACGUUGGCCACAGGCGGGAAGAUAUCGAUAGCAGAGGUGACGUCUGGCGCCAUCAUUGUACGUGGAAGAAGCCCGCGCAACUUCCAGUCUCGCAAGGAUCUACCACUCAAUGGCACAGGACAUGCCAGGAAGGCGUCGAAUCUUCCAGGCCAGCCGACGCGAGCGGCAACAGUGGCGGGAGACAAACCAGCGCGAAAUGAAGCUCCCACUUCUGCGCCGGUGAAGACAGAAGCGCAGGCGCCUGCCAUGUCCAUGUACUCCUACAACGAGGCGCACGAAAGCUUGGCUCCAACUCAGGCGUAUGCCUGGGGACAGGCCAGUGCAGGAGCGCAGGCGGAAGAUAAUACUGCGCAGCCUAGAACGACCCCACCGAACCCGGGAAACAUCUAUGCGAUAUCUUCACCAGACAAGCAUCGGCCACGGUCAAAUCCAAUGCCACCUCCAGCGCCGAUCAAUCUGUCGCUAGUGGAAGAUGAUUCGCCACGUCCAGGGAACAGCGCAACACCUCCGGAUCAGCGUGCCGCGAAGAAGAUACACAUUCCGCCCCGACCACCUUCAUUCUCCAUCAAUACGAUCAACAGUCCCGAUGAGAGCGCGGACCUGCUUUACGAAUACUUUCCUCUUGGCCUCGAUGACUGGAUGCCACCCGUAGACGCUGUCUACAGACCACAUGUCGUGCACCACACAAAGCUGCCGACAGAUCCCAGAGACCCUCAGACCAGCACGAAAUCUAGAAACAAACGAUACUUCAGCGCGGAUGUAAGCUGA
Messenger RNA from Fulvia fulva, 1650 nucleotides. RefSeq lists its product as uncharacterized. Bases 1 to 1650 code for a protein of 549 amino acids. Lineage: Eukaryota; Fungi; Ascomycota; Dothideomycetes; Mycosphaerellales; Mycosphaerellaceae. Gene Ontology annotation, cellular component: nuclear chromosome. Gene Ontology annotation, biological process: meiotic cell cycle; positive regulation of transcription by RNA polymerase II. The record is from RefSeq and is a predicted model, not a curated record. The transcript has 2 exons. Gene Ontology annotation, molecular function: DNA-binding transcription factor activity; DNA binding.